UCAGUGGCAAUGUGGUGCUUGCCCCACUCCCUCCUCCCUUACUUUAAUGCUAGCUAAGAUGGUGGUUUGAGCGUAAAAUUGUCUCCCCAACAGCCAAGAAAAAGACAGGGGCAGAAACACCUUUAUAGUCUUUUUAAUUGCAACCAAACAGCACACCCGCGGUUACACGGAGUGACCUCGUAGAGACAUUUUGGACAUUUUCACAUUUACGUUGGCUUGCAGUCCCCGCCCAAUUUCGGUGUGUCUGUGUUGGAGUGGAGUCCUCGGCUAAAUACGGACUGGCUCUGUGUUUUGCGACCACCCCUUCCGACAACGCUCAGCUUCACCGCCGCGCCCGUCAUAGGAUGUCCCAUAGCCCCGACAUGAAGGAUGACCCCAUGGAGUGCCCCCUGUGCAUGGAGCCGCUGGAGAUCGACGACGUCAACUUCUUCCCAUGCACCUGCGGCUACCAGAUCUGCCGCUUCUGUUGGCAUCGCAUACGCACGGACGAGAACGGCCUUUGCCCCGCCUGCAGAAAGCCAUACCCAGAGGACCCCGCUGUGUACAAGCCUCUGUCACAAGAGGAGAUCCAGAGGAUAAAGAACGAAAAGAAGCAGAAACAGAACGAAAAGAAGCAGAAAGUGACAGAGAACCGCAAGCACUUGGCCAGUGUCCGAGUGGUCCAGAGGAACUUAGUGUUUGUGGUGGGCCUUUCGCAGCGCCUCGCUGACCCAGAGGUCUUAAAACGACCAGAGUAUUUUGGGAGAUUUGGGAAGAUCCAUAAAGUGGUCAUCAACAAUAGUACAUCUUAUGCAGGUUCACAGGGGCCGAGCGCCAGUGCAUAUGUCACCUACGUCCGUUCCGAAGAUGCCCUCCGGGCAAUACAGUGUGUGAACAACGUGGUGGUAGAUGGCAGAACACUCAAGGCUUCUUUAGGCACAACAAAGUACUGCAGUUACUUUCUGAAAAGUAUGCAGUGUCCUAAACCUGAUUGUAUGUAUCUACAUGAGCUUGGUGAUGAAGCAGCUAGCUUUACAAAAGAAGAAAUGCAGGCAGGAAAACAUCAAGAGUACGAGCAAAAACUCCUCCAAGACCUGUAUAAAUUGAACCCUAGCUUUUUACAACCUCCGUCAUGUGGAACAGAAAAGUCAAAGAGUAAAUCAGGCUCAACACAGAGAACCAACAAUAGCAAUGGUAAAGAUGGGUGGCCAACGUUGUCGGGGCACAGCAAACUAGCCAAUGGCCUUUCCGAGGACCGCAAGUCCCCGCCGCUGCUAGAUUAUCUAGACCAGGAGGGUCUCACCUCAGACGGUCUAGAUACAGAGCUUGGUCCAGGCCAGUGCUCUGCCCUAUCUCCCUUCUCUUCAAACUGUGACAGCAACAGUCCCAGUGACAAGCCUUCAGAGUCCAUUGCUUUGGUGAAUGGAGAGACUUUACAGAUACCCACAAGUGACUCCCCGUCCCCUCCCCCGGGUUUAACCAAGCCCAGCCUGGUGGUGCCCAUCAGCGUGUUAGACCUCGCAGCCCGUUCACCCUUUGAGGGCGCGGCGGCCGAGUCGCAGUCGCUCUUUUCGGACAACAGCAACUUCCGACACCCCAACCCCCUCCCCAGUGGUCUGCACUCAUUUCCUGGCAAUUCCCGCAGCAAUCCUGACUGGCCCAUGACGCCUGAACCACAGAGCCUCUUCACAUCAGUAGCACCUCCAGUAACGUCCAUCUUUGAUCUGGCGACAGACACAAUACCAGUGUCGUCCUCCACAGACUGGCAGGCAGCUUUCGGCUUUGGCUCAUCCAGCAAACAGCAGGACGAUGACCUGGGCUUCGACCCCUUCGACGUCACCCGCAAAGCCCUGGCCGACCUGAUAGAGAAGGAGUUGUCGGUGCAGGAUCAGAGCCCCGCAUCCCCGGGGCCUCUCCCACUGGGGAACAAUCACGGGCCCGGCCUCCUGCCCCCCAACGGCAUCGCCGGCGCUCCCCACCCCUUCCCCAGUGGUGUACCCCGCCUUCCCCCGCAGCUCCACCACAGAGCCAUCUACAGCUCCUUCAGUUUCCCUGGCACUCAGGCCAGUCAGCAGCAACAGCCAUCGGCCAGACACCCCUGGAUGGGCGUCCCUUCGCGGAAUAACCUCACACACUUGAACCACUCAGCCAGUGCUGCCUCACACAGUCAUUUCUUGGACCUGAAUCUGCCUCCUCAGCACAGCACAGGUCUAGGAGGGAUCCCCAUCUCAGAAAACAGCGGCUCUAUAGAAGGCCUAAAUGUAAAAGAGUGGCAAGAUGGCCUCAGAGCUCUCCUGCCUAACAUUAAUAUCAACUUCGGGGGCCUUCCAAACUCCUCUUCCUCCUCUUCCUCCUCAUCCUCCAACAGUGUUAACCACAUUGGUGGACCAGCAGGCAUUUCACACAGCCUGAGUUGGGACAGUACAGCUAGCUGGAUGGACCCUGCCAUCAUCACAGGUAUACCUGCGUCAGCAGGCAACAGUUUAGACUGUCUCCAGGACGACAACCCGCCACACUGGCUCAAGUCCCUGCAGGCGCUAACAGAGAUGGACGGUGCAGCCAGUUCAGUGGUGCCCAACCCUCAGCCCCUCCACAGCGGCAUCCUCGACAGCCACAUCCCCCUUCACCACAGAGCAGCCGCCGCCGCCGGCUGGGCCCCCUACCUGCCCCCCGCCACAGCCAACCCCGCCAGCCAGUUCCACUCCCCUCCGCCAGGCUUCCAGACCGCCUUCAGACCCCCGGUACAGCCCGCCACAGAGCUGCUACAGAGUGCCGUCGUGGACCGUCACUGAAUACAGACUCCAUUUACCCCACUACCACCUUAUACCCACUCAUCAUGUACCCGGCUCCCCCCGCCCCUUCAAAGCCAAACACAUCAAUCUGCAGAGUAUGAAAAAUGAUUAACAUGCUUUCUUAUUUUUCUUCUUCCUUUUUGUCUACUCUGAAGGCCUUUUUUGUUUGUGACACACCGCAUCUCCUCCGUCUGCUCCAAUCACCACUCCUUAGACCUAGACGCAGGGGGGCUUGAUCCGUCGUGCAGCUUACCGAUAAUGGAGAGCACAAGCGACAGCAUAGCACUGAGCACCCGGCGGUGACAUUUUAAACUGACAAAGAGUCAAUUAAGCAUAAGUGAGGUCUUCUUUUUAAAACGUAACUAAACAUUUAAGCGUGAAGCGUUAUCGGACAGUCGAAGCCACCGCGGAGGAACGAAGCAAGCUGUGAAUCAAGGACCCUCACAGUCACGGUGAAAGAUAGCGGGGGAGGGUCGUAGAACCCAAGACGAUACAGAAAGUGGGUUUGGGAGUUGAGGGCUAUGCAUGGGCUCCCUGUUAGGUGGGCUCGUGGCCCACAUUCCCUCUAGUGCAGGGCUCCCACCGGCCGCCGUCCCGCCGCAGGGAACAUUUUUGCUGAACCUCUGUAUCAGAGGAUAGAGCGAGUGCCCGAGCGCGACAGAGCAGAGAGCCGGUCCAGGUGGGAGAUGGUGGCACACGAUCCUAAGCACGAGGGUUAGACUGGUUACUCCCAGUGCCACCGUGUGGUACCUGCAGUAGCUAGCCCUAACAUGGACCGCCACCACGUAGAUAGAGGAAGAACUAGACGGGAGGACGUUACAAGUAACUAACAAGGCGUGAGGGCUUAAUUGAGGCCUUAACAUGGGAGCGAGGAGGGAAAGGAGCUGGGGUGAGCAGAAGAGGCGUGUCCAUGAUUGCUGCAAACCGUGCAAUAUUGUAUGUGACUUUGGCAACCCUGAGGAAGGUGCUGCAAUACAACACAAAGUACUGUAGUAGGGACACUCACACGCUUUUUUUCUGUCCCUUUUGCCUCUCGGUUUGACCUCCCACCGCCUUCUUUUAGAAGUCUUAAUUUUCUGACCCGUCUUGUCUUCUCCCCUUUAACCUGUCCCCCGUUAACAGUAUUGACACGAAAAUGAUCAAAUUCAUCCGGGAGAAACGCUCAUAAAAUGGGUUUUAAUGUAACGUCGCAAAGGAGGAGGAGGAGGAAGAAAAACGAUAAGUUGAGGCGCUUAAAAGGAAGUAGACUGUCCUCUGCAGGUCUGGAAAAAAAUGAACCUUAAAUAAAACUGAAAAGUCAGACCA
Molecule: messenger RNA, 4076 nt
Organism: Entelurus aequoreus (snake pipefish)
Lineage: Eukaryota; Metazoa; Chordata; Actinopteri; Syngnathiformes; Syngnathidae
Product: CCR4-NOT transcription complex subunit 4-like
Exons: 13
Coding region: 345-2771 (808 amino acids)
Biological process (GO): protein ubiquitination
Cellular component (GO): CCR4-NOT complex
Molecular function (GO): RNA binding; metal ion binding; ubiquitin-protein transferase activity
Source: RefSeq, a predicted model, not a curated record